Messenger RNA from Thermochaetoides thermophila DSM 1495, 2148 nucleotides. NCBI's taxonomy places the organism in Eukaryota, Fungi, Ascomycota, Sordariomycetes, Sordariales, Chaetomiaceae. The record is from the annotation of a RefSeq genome assembly.
AUGUCGUCCAUCGCAACCGCCCGAUCUGCCCCGGCGGGGGUCCCGGGUGCUGGCAAUGGCCGGACUGCUCCUGUCCUCGAAUUUAUUUGCCUGUUCACCCACGACCUCCGAAAGAAACACAAGCGUUGGGAAGAUGGCCGACUGAAGUAUCAUACAUUCAACAAGCGCAUCAUGGUUUAUGAUGUGAAGGGGCAUUAUGUCGGAGAUAUGCACUGGCGGCAUGAUUGGGACUUCGACGAAGGCGAGGAGAUUGAACUCGAACGCGGCGGUGUAAUCGUCCAAGUUGCUGAGUGCGUUGGCCGUCAGGAGCAGGACUUAUCAGAAUUGUUGGAUCGAAGGGCAAAGGAAAAGGAGCAACGGCAGCAACGAACGGUGUCAACUCCGACUGGCAGGCUUGUUUCUGGGCAUACCCCGUCUGCACUCAAAGACCACUUUCACACUCGACAUCGUCCUUUGACGGCCAUUCUUGGUAUGCCCACAGGUCACCAUGGGCGUGCAGUCAUACCUAGAGAGUCGCCGUUUGAGCUUCGACAAAGAGCGGAGCAGAUGGCCAACACGGAUAGUGAUCCGCGCCCAGCGAAAAGGAGAAAAUACGACAUCAUCCCCCCCAGCAAGACUGGCUAUGCACAACAUCUUUUUGGCGCAACGUUGACAUUAUCUGCCGUGCCCGUCAGUUCCGUUCCUCCCCGCUGUCCGGCAAGCCAGACGCAAAACGCCCAGCCAGAAGUUUCUACGAAUGCCCGAGAAGCCGGGACGACGGAAAGGAUGAGAGACGACCGAGAGCAAAAGCCUGUUGGAUUCGAAGAACGAGCGCUGAGUGGGCUCUCAGCCUUCCCACAGUCUGGCUUUCCGUCCAGGGGUGAAACAGGCGGCUUCUCUGGAAAGUUGUCCGAAUCGAAGAGAAAAUCCUCCCAACCGCAAGAAAAUAUAGGCACUAGAUCUGAGUUCGUUGAACCAGGCACGAGCAAGGUUGACAAUUGUGAAAGAACAAUCAAUCCCAGGAUGUCGACGAAGACGACUUCUGAUUUGGUCACCUCGCACUUUACUAUUCUUCCUGAUGGUCAGCAUUCCACAAACGAACACGUCUAUCAGACCAAGAUAUCAGCGGUCAAGCCCGGGGUCGAGCGGCAUCCUGCAGUGUCACUUUCACAUGGGGCAUCGGCUUCUCAGGCUAUCGUACUCGACGACGAGUCAGAUUCUGACGCGUCAGAAAGUGCUAAUCUCCCUCAGCAGAUCCAUGGCAAGGAGAAAGAGGAGGAAAAGAAAGCAAGCCAAUAACUCGCCAUUGCUCAUAGGUCUUCGACCAUCACAUCGUCUAACCUCAUCUCCUCGGCACAAGGCAUUGCGAAUCAAAUUCCCAGAGAAGCGAAAGAUGCCGCUAAAGGCGACGGCAUUCUUGAUUCGUGCUCACGUGGGGAGGGAGCUCAGAAUCUGCCAGAGUCUUCUGCUCCAGCACUGGAUUUAGAAACAACACCAGAACCCGCAAACAGCCCCAAAGAAAUCGAGCAAAGUAAACCGAUCCAUCUGAUCGAAGAGCCUGCUUCUGAACAUACCAACUGUGGAAGCCCGACUGGCCCGGCCACCAACGUCAAUGCCUCCAACUGCCGCGACAAUGAAGAGGAGCUCAGUUCAAUCACAGCCGAGCCUUGCGAUGGCGGACAGGCCACAUCAUUCACUCCAACAACUUCUCUGCUGAUGGCGGGAAACAUCACCUGUAAUAACCAAGCGGAGGUCCAAUCUCCAACUGGUAAAAUGCAAAGUGCGUCAAAGGGUGGCAUGUCCACGCUCGAUGCCAACCAGGCGUUUUCGAAAGUUCUAUCGGUGUUGGCUCAACCAUCUGUCAGUAAUUUUACUGCUGCAAACGGUGGUACCGGUAUUAAUCGGCCAAGGAUCCCCAAUCCUGCAACACGAGGUCGCAAGGCUGCACUCAAGUCGGACGCAAUCGGCCUGGUCCCUCGUCCAGUCCUGCCACCGGAGCUACCAUCCUUCGCGAUGAGAUCAACGGGAAGUGGGUGGGCAGGUCAGCCUGUUGCUGAGGAACGGUCGAAACGCAAGAUGAUGUUUCCUGGAUUUGUCUCUGCUAGAGGAGGAGGGCCAUGGAGUCGCGAGGCGCACGACUUACUCGAAACUGGCCGUCCUGCAGGCUGA